Molecule: messenger RNA, 2333 nt
Organism: Topomyia yanbarensis
Lineage: Eukaryota; Metazoa; Arthropoda; Insecta; Diptera; Culicidae
Product: solute carrier family 26 member 10-like
Exons: 6
Coding region: 38-2173 (711 amino acids)
Biological process (GO): transmembrane transport
Cellular component (GO): membrane
Molecular function (GO): oxalate transmembrane transporter activity; chloride transmembrane transporter activity; bicarbonate transmembrane transporter activity
Source: RefSeq, a predicted model, not a curated record
AUAUAUUUAAUUUUUAACUCAAUAGGUGCCUUAAGCGAUGGCUAAAGAAUCUUUCGAUACUAGGUGUAACUCAGGUGGAACUGAGAAUGGACACACCAACAAUGGAUUUUGCCCGGAUGCGGUGCCAGAAGAAGAAAACAAACCGAACAAAAAGUUCAGUGUGCUACCUCCGGUGACCGUGGCCAGGCCCCACUAUCAUCAGGAGGAAUUGAACAACGAAAUGAAUUACAGUAAACCGAAGCGAAGGAUGACCGAUAGUGUGCUAAGUAGUGUGAAAGGAUUCAGUGUUAUGGAUUGUGUCAAGAGUGUAUUCCCGAUCGUCCGCUGGAUGUCGGAAUAUUCUUGGAAGCAGAACUUCCUGGCCGAUUUGAUCAGCGGCUGUACGGUGGCGGUGAUGCACAUACCCCAGGGCAUGGGAUAUGCCAUGCUGGCAUAUGUUCCCCCAAUCGUGGGACUGUACAUGGCAUUCUUUCCGGUAAUGGUUUACUUCUUCCUGGGAACUUCGCGGCAUAACUCGAUGGGAACGUUCGCCGUCAUUUCCAUUCUGGUAGGCAAAACAGUGCUGGAAUAUUCCACGGCCGGAGUCGGACUGCCGGGUCAUGUAGCGAAGAAUUCCACAUUGGCAGGGUUACCCGGCGAGGAAGUUAUCACCAGGGGACCGAUAGAGGUGGCGGCAACGCUCUGUUUUGCUGUUGGACUGUGGCAGGUUUUGUUUUAUCUGUGCCGAGUAGGAACGUUAUCGUUUUUGCUCUCGGAUACGUUGAUUUCCGGAUUUACCACGGGAGCCGCCAUUUACGUGUUUACGUCACAGGUCAACCUGGCGCUGGGAAUUCCACUGCCUCCCAUUGUUGGGACUUUUAAGAUUAUUCGUACGUAUGCUGCCAUAUUCGCAGGACUUUCGAAUGUCAAUCAUAUCGCAGUUUUUAUUACAACCUCCACCAUAUUGAUAUUGAUCCUCAACAUUGUAUUUUUGAAGCCACGGGUAGCUAAGUUCAGCGUAGUUCCGGUUCCAGUCGAGCUUAUAAUUCUGAUUAUCGGAUCACUACUGUCGACUCACUACCGACUGAGGGAAGAUUACGGCAUCAAAACUAUAGUUUAUAUACCAACAGGAUUCCCAGAGCCAACCCUACCGGAUUUCGACCUGCUUGAAUCCAUAAUUCUAGACAGCUUCGUAGUAGCAGUUGUCUCGUACGCCGUGACCGUUUCGAUGGGUGCCAUAUUCGCUCAACGGGAAAACUACGAGCUCGACUUCAACCAAGAACUGCUGGCGAUGGGUUCAAGCAACUUGUUCGGUUGUUUCUUCUCCUGCAUGCCGUUUUCCGCUUCGCUCUCGCGAUCGAUGGUCCAAUAUUUGGUUGGCGGAAGAACCCAAAUCUCUUCGAUUGUGUCGUGCUGUAUUCUGGCAGCGGUUCUGAUGUAUAUCGGACCGUUCUUCGAGCCGUUGCCAGUGGGUAUCCUGUCCGGAAUCAUAAUGGUCGCACUUCGUGGGCCACUGAUGCAGGUGACCCAGUUCAUCGACUUCUGGCGGCUGAGCAGUAUAGAUGCCGUGGUCUGGAUGGGAACUUUCCUGACAACGGUGCUGGUCAGUAUCGAUAUCGGCUUACUGGUGGGAGCUGGACUAAGCAUUUGCUCUAUCUUCAUCCGAGGAAUGAAAUCCUACACCUGUGUGCUGGAGAAUGUUGCGAACACCGACCUCUAUCUGGAUACGUCGCGUUACAAAGGAACAAUCGGUACCUAUGGAGUAAAGAUUUUCCAUUUUAGUGGUAGCUUAAAUUUCGCCACUAGAUCCAGCUACAAAACGAGCCUGCUGCAGGCGUUAAAUCUGGAUAUAACGCAGGAGCUAAAGCUGCUUUCAUCCUCAGAUGACGAGAGCAAAACGGAGCGAGAUCUUCGCUAUCUGGUGUUGGAUUUUACCCGCGUUAGUGAUGUAGAUCCAUCGGCUGUUUCGUCGCUCAAGACGCUGAUCAACGAGUUUGAGAAACUUUCCGUCAAGGUAUUGAUAGCCGGCGCUUCCUGUCCAGUCUAUGAAAUGAUGCGAAAGUGUAAACUGGUUGGCUCGGAUGAGCGCGAAUAUUGCCGGGUCUUUCCGACCGUUCACGAUGCGGUGGUUUGGGCUAGGAAUAGAAUUAUUCGAUAUCCGGGAAAGACAAGCAUUGCGGGAACGAAAUUUUGAAAACUGUGAUGAAACCGACGAGGUGGCUUAGUUUAGUGCAAUCGUAAUGUGUACCUUCGGCUAGAAUGAGUUUUGUGUAUAUUAUAGGUUUAAACGAGUAAUUCAAGUCAUAGUAUUCAAAGGAUUAUAUUACAAGUAUAAUUAAUCAUCGUUCGAUGAA